This is a messenger RNA of Aspergillus pseudotamarii, 1155 nucleotides long. Its product is annotated as OB-fold domain-containing protein. The transcript has a single exon. The record is from RefSeq and is a predicted model, not a curated record. Gene Ontology annotation, cellular component: chromosome, telomeric region; site of double-strand break; DNA replication factor A complex. Bases 230 to 988 code for a protein of 252 amino acids. Gene Ontology annotation, biological process: nucleotide-excision repair; DNA replication; double-strand break repair via homologous recombination. NCBI's taxonomy places the organism in Eukaryota, Fungi, Ascomycota, Eurotiomycetes, Eurotiales, Aspergillaceae.
AUGAUUUUAUCUUUUUUUUUUGUUGAAGUAUUCUGUGGAUCCUUCGCGGUUCUGUUGCUUUGCUUUGAACUUGUGCGUUUAUGUAUCUGAUGGAAAUAUUUCUUGGGGAUUGGAGGUGGUUUUUGUUUUGAUUGGGGUUGUUGAAUUGUAUCCCGGAUGAAUGGCGCCGCUUGAAUUGAAAGCAUAAGCAUCAUGUACAGCCCUAGUCUUUCAUGGUGGCUGAGUUUCCAUGUUUUAUAUUAAGGAUUCAUUGCUCGACAGUCCGCGUAGCAUAAAUAGCUAUAGAAGAAGACAUCUAACAUCCAACCUAGACCAAUCCACGUUCUUCUACAUGAAUCACCCCAUCCGCUUCGUCUCUCUAGUCGGCAUCAUCGUCGCCCGAACAGAAUACCCCACACUAACUAUCCUCACGGUUGAUGACAGCAGUGGCGUGACACUCGAUGUCAUUGUCCUCAAAGCUCCGAUUACCGAAGACGAUGGUGACAAGCCCGUCCGAAGCGGCAGAGGAGAGGAUCUACAGUCUGCGCGCGCGACUAGACACGUCGCAGCGACCAAUAAGACAACCGUGGAUACAACGGCCUUGGUCCCGGGUGUCGUGGUACAAGUGAAGGGGACGUUAUCGAUGUUUCGAGGUACAAUGCAGAUUCAAUUGGAAAGGGUUUCCGUGGUCCAGGACACAAACGCCGAAAUGCGCUUUCUCGAUCAGCGGAGUCGAUAUCUUGUUGAGGUGCUUUCUGUGCCAUGGAGUUUGACGGAAGAGGAGGUUGAGAGAUUGCGCUACGAGGCAGAUGAUGAAGAGGAGAAGCUUGAGGAGGAGCAGGAGAGGAUAAGAAGACGGGAGCGAAGACGGACUGAGCGGGAGGAGAAGGACCAGAGGAGAAUUCAGAAGUUAUGGGAGCGAGAAGAGAGACUCAGAGCCAAGGAAGCUUUGUAUAGCCGGGAUGCCGGAGCAAAAUACAUGCGUGACUUCGAAGCAAGAAAGGCAUAGUAGGGUUGGAGCAGUAAUGUUUUGAACGCUGUGUUGCGCAAUCCUACCGAAAAAAUAUUAUAGACUCAACAUGACUUGAGCAAAAGCAUCACAGUGCAAAGAAAAGCGCAGUUUAAUCAUAUGUUACAUGCAAUGGAACUAAAUAGACAUGGCCGUAACACGUAACU